This is a messenger RNA of Penicillium verhagenii, 1032 nucleotides long. RefSeq names its product amidohydrolase family protein. Gene Ontology annotation, cellular component: cytoplasm; cytosol. The coding region runs from base 1 to 1032 and encodes 343 amino acids. Gene Ontology annotation, molecular function: hydrolase activity; carboxy-lyase activity. The record is from RefSeq and is a predicted model, not a curated record. The transcript is spliced from 4 exons. Lineage: Eukaryota; Fungi; Ascomycota; Eurotiomycetes; Eurotiales; Aspergillaceae. Gene Ontology annotation, biological process: secondary metabolic process.
AUGCACUCAAAAGGCACAAUUGCGGUUGAGGAAGCAGUCAUUAGCCCGAAUACGCUGUGGCUUUUAGAGGAAUCUCAGCAGAUCCUCACACCUGGAAAUGCAGGAAAUGAAGCAUUAAGGGCUCACGAGGCCCGAUUGCUGGACAUUCAUGAAGGGCGACUUCAGAUGAUGGAUGCCGAAGGCGUCGAGUAUAUGCUGUUAUCGUUGACUUCGCCAGGUUGUCAAGGAAUCUAUGAUCAAGCUCUAGCAGAGAGAACGGCUACGGAGUUCAAUGAUUGGCUGGCUAAACAAGUGUCCAAAAACCUCAGUCGUUUUGGUGGACUAGCAGCGCUCUCUAUGCAUAAUCCCUCCCAGGCCGCGGCGGAGUUGGAGAGAGCCGUCAGAGACUUGAGAUUCUACGGCUGCAUGAUCAAUGACUACCAGACAGCGGGUGAUAACGGCACUGGAAAACUGUACUAUGACACCGAAUUUUACGACCCCUUUUGGAAAAAGGUGCAAGAGCUGGAUAUUCCGGUUUACAUGCAUCCUCGCUACCCCACAACAAGGGAUCUUGGCACACAAGAUUCAGUUUAUGGCUCAAGAAUGCAUUUGCUCGGUGCUGGCGUCCAGUUCCACUUGGAUCUAUCGUUCCAUAUAUAUGCGAUCUGUUCUUCUGGUGUUUUUGACCGUUUUCCCGGGGUCAGGAUUGCAGCCGGUCAUCUCGGGGAAAAUAUUCCAUUUAAUCUAUGGCGAGCGUCUCAUUGGUAUAACAAGCCGAGUAAAAGAAUAGCCCGUCCCUCAAAACAUGACUACAAGUACUACUUUCAGCACAAUGUCUUCAUAACGACGUCUGGAAACUUUUCCACCCCCGGCCUGAAAUUUUGCAUCGAGGAGCUUGGGCCUGAGAGAUGCUUAUACUCUAUUGACACGCCUUAUGAUCAAAUUGAAGAGGCCCAAGCCUGGUGGAGGUGUGUUGAUAUUGAUGCAGUUACAAAAGAGCUGGUGGGGAGAACAAAUGCAAUCAAACUAUUCAAGCUUCCUUUGGAAGUUUGA